GAUUUAAAAACUAAUUGUCAAAUUUGUCAAACUUAAAACUAUGUUAUGGUAAAUGUUGACUUAUAGAAAAACAAUAAUUUUCAACGUAAAAUCAAUUUAGAAUUAAAUAAUAAGAAUGACGAGUCGUGUAAAAUCGGGUACCACUAGAGUAGAAGUAGAAAUAGAAAAAAAUCGUGAAGAAUCCAAUUGGUUGAGAGUUAUCGAAUUAGCAGAACAAUUAAAGGAAAAAUCUCCAGAUUGUGUGUGUUUGGCUGAUUUUUUAAUUGGUGAGGGUAAACUAGAGAAUUUUUUCGAAGAAUGGCCACCAAUAGAUGCGAAUAUCAAUAGAGCAAAAUUAGGUCUAAUAGACGCCAAACGUUACCUAAACAUGGUCGUAACAGAAGAAGGCAUUAAGGCAGGAGUGGCAAUGGAUGCACAUUUGCUCUUAGGAAAGUUGCAGUAUGCUUGCGGCCAGUACACAGAAGGUUUAAAACAUUUCAAAUUAGCCGAUUUACAAAAUUUAACAGAAAAAAAACUCCCACUUCGUAGUUUGAAAAUAGUAGCUGAAUCAUACGCAGUUAAAGCUUUGUGUCUUCAAAAAGAUGACGCUGCAGCUAGUAAAUUCAAAAAAGCCGAAAAACAAGAAGAGAUGUCUAAAUGUUUAGAUUUAGCCACUGACUUGAGUCUUCUUUAUAUGCAAAAAUUGGAAAAAGAACUAAAUUCCACAUUACCUACUUUCAGUACUGGAAGUCAUUCCCCACAGCCACCAGCUCAACAAAAACCACUUGGAGACAUCUUGGAACAAGCGAUUCAAUUAACACCUGUAUUUCUUUUACAAAAAAACAAGCCUGAGUUAGCUUUAGAAAGAUACAGAAACACCCUUUGUGCUAUAGAAGCCCACGGUGUCAAUAAUAUUAGACUGAAAUUCAUGUGUCAAAUGGCUGAAUUGAUACUACAAGGUAUGUUAGGAGAAAAAUACAAAGCCCCUUUGAAUUCUGUACCAAAAAAUUCAAUAUGGAAACCGAAAUACUAUGCUUCAUUGAAUCAAUUUAUUCCUAGAAAUGAAUGCGAAGAGACAAUAUUAUUGCUAUUGGUAGCGGAAUCUAUGGCUGUGAGGAACGCUGUAUUAUCUCAGUCCCCAGAAUUCAAGGAAAUCAGAGUCAGUGCUUACCAGGAUGCUGUUACCGUUUAUGAUUUAUUAGCGGUAGCUACGGUGCGUUGGGGUCAAACUGCUCUGCUACAAGAGUCUUUGGAACGUUCGAUGAAGUUUUCGUUCGAAGAGGCUCACAUGUGGAAGCAAUACGCCUUGAGUCUUCUAUCUAUCAACAGAUACGAACAAGCUUUCGUUGUUUUAAAAGAAGUUAUACGUCUAGAACCCAACGAACCCAGCAACUGUCUGUUAAUAGCCAAAUUAUGUUACGAACACCUCGGUUUACCCGCUGAAGGUACCGAUUUUAGUGUACGAGCGCGAGAGAUGGCGUUAGUAGCGUACGGCGGGCUUCUAGGUAGAUGUCACUUAUACAUAGGUAUCGGUUAUCAUCUCCAAGCGGAAAUAAGUGCGUUACGGAAAGAGAAGGAUAGAUUCCGACAUGAUGCCUUGAAUAACUUUCGAAGCGCCGUGGAAUUGGAACCGAAUGAUUAUUUAUCUCGAUAUUAUCUGGGGCUUCAGUUGGCUGUGAUUGGUGAUAUUCCGGAAGCUCAACAGCACGUUCGUGUCAGUUUGGACCUACAUCCGGAUCAUUCGACAUCAGUGCAUCUUUUAGUUUUGUUAUUAACGGCGCAGAGGCAACAUACAAAUGCCCUUUUGGUCGUGGAAAACGCUUUGGAGGAAUAUCCGGAUAGUUUGAAUCUCAUGUACGUCAAAGCGUAUUUAGAUUUGCACGAGUUUGGGGGUGAGAAAGCGUUACUAACUGCCAAACAGAUGCUUGAAUUAUGGAAAAAUUUAUACGAAGGCCAAGCAAUUUCAGAUAUGCCAGAAUGCGACAGGAAAAGCGAUACCAGAUCAGUCUUCCAACUAUACACUUCUGAAAUGUCAGAUAAAGACUCAAGUUCUUUACAUUUACACAACAUGGCCGCUUCGCGCGUAGAACAGGCCCUAAGCGAGGUAGCCAGCUCUGUAAGUAGCUUCAACCCUAGACCUGGGCCGCAAAGGGCUUGGAUGUUGCAAGUAGAAAUAUGGUUACUACUAGCCGAGCUCUAUCUAGCCCUAGACCAACCGACCGAUGUACAAAUGUGCUUGCACGAAGCUAUGCAAAUAUACCCUUUGAGUCAUCACAUAAUGCAUAUGAAAGGUUUACUCCACAUGCACAAACAGCAAUGGACGGACGCCAAAAUGUGCUUCCAAAACGCCGUAGCCAUCAAUCCCCUUCACGUCAAAUCCUUACAACAAUUAGGGCUCGUUUACCAUUAUUUGGAUUUUCAGGGGUUAGCGGAAACAACUUUGAGGGAGGCUGCCAAAAUCGAACCGAAAAAUCACAUCACUUGGUAUAAUUUGGGGAAAGUUCUGGAAGCGUUAGGGGAAUUUGAGAAUGCGAGUAACGCCAUGGCUACUGCCCUUCUAGAAGAACAAAAUAGUCCUAUUCUUCCUUUUAGCUCGGUUCCUUUAUGUUUCGAAUAAAAAAUUUUUUUCUUUUCCAAAUUAACGAUUUCGUAGAUAUCGGGGUGACAGGUGACAGAUUAUAGUUGUCAAAUUAACCAUUUAAUAAUCAUAACAUUAAAUCGUCAAGGAUUUAUAGUACUUCUACCGAAAAUAAACAAAAAUCUUCUUCUUUUUUCGUAUUCCAACAUCGUAUUAAACAUUUUAAAUCUAUUAUUCUAUGAAAUACUUUGUUACGUUUGUCUAUGAACUUUUAUGCGGUGAUAUAUUGUUAUUUUUUGUAUAUUAUUAUCAUUUUUUACUAGUUCUAAGGAGAUUUAAUAUUGUUGGACAAGUAAACGAGUUUAUUGGA
Diorhabda sublineata is the source of this 2927-nucleotide messenger RNA. RefSeq names its product tetratricopeptide repeat protein 7B (gene Ttc7). Bases 116 to 2596 code for a protein of 826 amino acids. Gene Ontology annotation, molecular function: protein binding. Lineage: Eukaryota; Metazoa; Arthropoda; Insecta; Coleoptera; Chrysomelidae. Gene Ontology annotation, biological process: phosphatidylinositol phosphate biosynthetic process; protein localization to plasma membrane. The record is from RefSeq and is a predicted model, not a curated record. The transcript has 13 exons. Gene Ontology annotation, cellular component: plasma membrane.